GGUCCAAUUCAGUAGUUGUAAUGAUGUGUCAAAGUCUGUAUAUGUAAACAGAUGUAAAUAAACAAUAAAGCAGUAAUUGCUAGUGAAAUUGUGCAGUGCACAAGUUAAGUGGAAAACUAUGCAAGACGAUAUGGAUUCGGACGGUGGAAUUACCGAUUCGCCAAAGAAAGGACCUACUUUAUCUACAUCCACCUCAAGUUUUGAAGCGUUGGAUCCGCACGAUCCCAAUUUGAGCCGUCUAGCCACGUCCAUGUUCAACAAAACCGCUGAUUACUUGUACGGAGAGCUGACAAGUACUUUGGAGGACUACAAGUUGCUAGAGAACAUGAAUCGAGCAACUAUCACUAAGUAUUCUGAUAUGAAACAUAUAGCUGUGAAUAUUAAUAAAAGCAUGGUAGAUCUGAAUGAGAAGUGUGAUACACUGCAGCCGUACCUGGACCAGAUAGAGCAGAUUGAGGAUAGUGUGCUUAAGCUGGAACAGGCCGCCUACAAGCUGGACGCAUACUCCAAGCGGCUGGAGGCAAAGUUCAAGAGUUUGGAAAAGCGCUGA
This is a messenger RNA of Nicrophorus vespilloides, 550 nucleotides long. It is a transcript of the gene Blos2, whose product is annotated as biogenesis of lysosome-related organelles complex 1 subunit 2. Gene Ontology annotation, molecular function: gamma-tubulin binding. Gene Ontology annotation, cellular component: BLOC-1 complex; BORC complex; gamma-tubulin complex. NCBI's taxonomy places the organism in Eukaryota, Metazoa, Arthropoda, Insecta, Coleoptera, Silphidae. The transcript is spliced from 3 exons. The coding region runs from base 119 to 550 and encodes 143 amino acids. Gene Ontology annotation, biological process: lysosome localization; endosomal transport. The record is from RefSeq and is a predicted model, not a curated record.